This is a messenger RNA of Orycteropus afer afer, 1441 nucleotides long. RefSeq names its product N-ethylmaleimide sensitive factor, vesicle fusing ATPase (gene NSF). Gene Ontology annotation, cellular component: Golgi stack. Gene Ontology annotation, biological process: intra-Golgi vesicle-mediated transport; SNARE complex disassembly; Golgi to plasma membrane protein transport. NCBI's taxonomy places the organism in Eukaryota, Metazoa, Chordata, Mammalia, Tubulidentata, Orycteropodidae. Gene Ontology annotation, molecular function: ATP hydrolysis activity; ATP binding. The record is from RefSeq and is a predicted model, not a curated record.
AUGGCCCUCAAAGUGAAGGACAUUGAAGCCAUGGAUCCUAGCAUCCUGAAGGGGGAGCCUGCGACAGGUAAAAGACAGAAGCUUGGGGCUAACAGUGGUUUGCACAUCAUCAUCUUUGAUGAAAUCGAUGCCAUCUGCAAGCAGAGAGGGAGCAUGGCCGGGAGCACAGGAGUGCAUGACACUGUUGUCAAUCAGCUGCUGUCCAAAAUUGAUGGAGUGGAGCAACUGAAUAACAUUCUAGUCAUUGGAAUGACCAACAGACCAGAUCUGAUAGAUGAGGCUCUCCUUCGACCUGGAAGAUUGGAAGUUAAGAUGGAGAUAGGCUUACCAGAUGAGAAAGGUCGACUACAGAUCCUUCACAUCCACACAGCAAGGAUGAGAGGGCACCAGUUACUCUCUGCUGAUGUGGAUAUUAAAGAACUGGCUGUGGAGACCAAGAAUUUCAGCGGUGCUGAACUCGAGGGUCUGGUGCGAGCAGCACAAUCCACUGCUAUGAAUAGACACAUAAAGGCCAGUACUAAAGUAGAAGUGGACAUGGAGAAAGCCGAGAGCUUGCAGGUGACAAGAGGAGACUUCCUUGCUUCUUUGGAGAAUGAUAUCAAGCCAGCAUUUGGCACAAACCAAGAGGAUUAUGCAAGUUACAUUAUGAAUGGUAUCAUCAAAUGGGGUGAUCCAGUUACUCGGGUUCUAGAAGAUGGGGAGCUGCUGGUUCAGCAGACUAAAAACAGUGACCGUACACCGCUGGUUAGCGUCCUUCUGGAAGGCCCUCCUCAUAGUGGGAAGACUGCCUUAGCUGCAAAGAUUGCAGAGGAGUCCAACUUUCCCUUCAUCAAGAUCUGUUCUCCUGAUAAGAUGAUUGGCUUCUCUGAGACGGCCAAGUGUCAGGCCAUGAAGAAGAUCUUUGAUGACGCGUACAAAUCCCAGCUCAGUUGUGUGGUUGUGGAUGACAUUGAGAGACUGCUUGAUUAUGUUCCUAUUGGUCCUCGAUUUUCUAACCUGGUGUUACAGGCUCUUCUUGUGUUAUUGAAAAAGGCGCCACCUCAGGGCCGCAAGCUUCUUAUCAUUGGCACCACCAGCCGCAAAGAUGUUCUUCAGGAGAUGGAAAUGCUUAACGCCUUCAGCACCACCAUCCAUGUGCCCAAUAUUGCCACAGGAGAGCAGCUGUUGGAGGCUUUGGAGCUUUUGGGCAACUUCAAGGACAAGGAACGCACCACAAUUGCACAGCAAGUCAAAGGGAAGAAGGUCUGGAUAGGAAUCAAGAAGUUACUGAUGUUGAUUGAGAUGUCGCUACAGAUGGAUCCUGAAUACCGUGUGAGAAAGUUCUUGGCCCUCUUAAGAGAAGAAGGAGCUAGCCCGCUUGACUUUGACUGAAAGUGGAGCAUUUGCAACACAGUGACCAAGGGAAGUGACCAAGGUGAAGAUGGGAUCUUCAGUCAUCUUA